UUGGUCCAAUUCUGCCACUUCAACAUAUACAAACGUCUUCUCUAACAUAUCCUGCCGUUUGUGUAAACUACGGUAGCAUUCCAGCUCACCACAAGUUACAACAAACUAUUUUAAAAUUCAUAACAGUCAAGAAAGUAGAAUAUAUUUAUCAGCGGUAGUACCAUCAUGUGGUAAAGAGGGUUUGCUGAAUGCCUGCGAUAACGGACAACAUCCUGACAUACAACUUCCUCAGAUUAUAAUUUUAGAGGCUGAUUAAUUGCGAGGGAGAAUGACUUUCUAAGCUUGUUUCAAGAGAGUAUGGUUUGAUCCAUUACUGUUAUUACCAAUCAAUCAUUGAUUUCUAUCUCCUACCACACAUGCUCAGAUGACAACAGUCUGUUCGUUAUUCACGCUGAUCUAAUCCAUUGAUAAAUGAAGCAACGAGGAGAAAUAUAUCAUUUUUAUCUUUACAUGGUAUUGUGUACAAUUCAAAUUGCUGUCCAGGCAUUUCCAAUCGGCGAAUAAUUACGAUGAAAUAUUGAUGAGUUCCGUUACAGUCACGGCUACUUUCUUUUGGAAUAUUGAGAUGACCAUUUUUAUCUUCUUUAAAUCGUUUCUUGGAUCAUAUUACAUUAUAAAUUUAUCGUAGUUACAAGUUUUGCUUAUUUCUGAAGCAUUCAACAUGUUUUCAGCAUUGAACGCAGACGCCAUGCUAGGGAUGCAAAAUCACAAACCACCACCGUCACCGUCAUCACGGCGCUCAAAAUCUAAAUGUGACCCUGGUGCAAAAGAAAAAGAGAAGAAAACUACUUGUCCAGUGAACAAUAACCUAGAUAUGAAUAAAGCAUUUGAACAUUGGCUUUACGACAAGAUCAAUACAAAAUCGACAGAUCAACCGCCAAGUCGCAAGAAUAUUCCGUCGGAUGUGACGUUGAAAACUAGAGAGCUAACGGAUUUGUUACAGAAACUUCCUCAGAGCAAUUCCGAAGGUCAUGAACUCCAACGAAUUCUUACCCAUCCACAUUUUAGAGCAUUACUGCAAACACAUGAUGUUGUAGCGCAUGAGGUAUAUAGUAACGACGCAAUCCGAGUAACACCGCCCCCAACUUCACCUUUCUUAAUCAACGGACAGGAUCCAAAUUCACAGCAGCCUCCUAACGGUGAGAUUCAGAACAUGGAGAACGUGACGAGGGUCCGGUUGGUACAGUUUCAGAGGAACACAGAGGAACCAAUGGGUAUUACAUUGAAGAUGAGUGAAGAUAAGAGGUGCCUCGUUGCACGUAUAAUGCACGGUGGAAUGAUUCAUAGACAGGCCACGCUUCACGUCGGGGAUGAGAUACGUGAAAUCAACGGUGUCAGCGUGGCCAAUCAGACAGUCGACCAACUUCAAUGCAUGCUUAGAGAUUUACGUGGUAGUAUAACUUUCAAGAUCGUCCCUAGCUACAGGAGUGCACCGCAGCCGUGUGAGCAACCCAACAAGAUUAAAUAUAAUAAAAAUGAGAUAUAUGUUAAGUCUCAAUUUGAAUAUAACCCAUCGAGCGAUGACCUGAUCCCAUGCCGACAAGCCGGCCUACAAUUCAAAUGUGGGGAAAUCUUGCAAAUUAUUAGUAAAGAUGAUCAUAAUUGGUGGCAAGCCCGUAAAGAGGGCGCUCCACUCAAUGGACCCGCAGGACUUAUCCCAUCACCUGAGCUUCAAGAAUGGAGGGUAGCAUGUCUAGCAAUUGAAAGGGCCAAGAAAGAGCACCAGGCGUCAUGCACGUGGUUCGGCAAAAAGAAGAAACAAUACCGUGACAAGUACCUAGCUAAACAUAAUGCAGUCUUUGAUCAACUAGACCUUGUGACUUAUGAGGAGGUGGUACGCCUUCCAGCUUUUAUGCGUAAAACGCUAGUGCUGUUAGGAGCACAUGGUGUGGGUAGACGACACAUCAAAAACACGCUCAUCACAAGCCAUCCAGACAAAUACGCUUACCCUAUCCCACAUACAACACGACCAAUUAAGGUGGAGGAAGUGGACGGGAAGAAUUAUCAUUUUGUCACUCAAGACGAGAUGAUGAAAGACAUCGCAAACAAUGAGUACUUAGAGUACGGAACCCACGAGGACGCUAUGUAUGGCACCAAAUUGGAAACAAUCCGAGAUAUUCAUCGCAACGGACACAUGGCUAUCUUAGACGUAGAACCACAGGCUCUGAAAAUACUUCGAUGUGCUGAAUUUGCACCAUUUGUUGUGUUCAUUGCGGCUCCAACUAUUUCUAAUCUUAAUGGAGAGGGUGACAGUAGUUUAGAAAAACUUGCAAAAGAAUCCGACCUUCUCAAACAAGCCUACGGCCAUUACUUCGACCUGACAAUCAUCAACAAUGACAUUGACGAAACCAUCCGAAUAUUGGAAUCUGCUAUUGAAGAGAUAUGCACCACACCGCAAUGGGUGCCAGUAAGCUGGGUAUAUUAAACAUAGAGGGCGCUGUUUUUAAUUUGUCAUGGUGCAGGUCAAUCAGGUUGAGAAGUUAUUCUUCGUUUUCUUUGGAAUGGUGCCAACCAAAAUUAGUUUUUUCGUCCAAAAAAUAAUUCACUGUUAUUUGUUUAUUUUAACCAAUGUGUCUAAUACAAGUACACUAUAUUGAAACAAAAAUCAAAUUUAUAUCUGUUAAUUGAUAUGCGAUGAUUAAUAAAAAAUAUUCAAAGCUUAAAAUUAUUGAUUACAUAAAGAAUUUCACCAUUGAUAUUGCUGUUGUUGGCAGCUAUCACCGGCCUAGAUCUAAUACAGGUAGUUGGUGGUACCGUGGCGGUAUUAUAAGAGUACCAUGGUGGUACCAUCCAAGUGGUACAAGAUCUGGUAGUACCAGUUAUGUUAAACAUGGAAAGUGAAUUGUACAUUUGACGUAGGAUUUGCAUACAAUUUUUUUCAGUAAAAUAUGGUUUGUCCUAAGUUACUGAAAAAAUAAAACUACAUGAAAGUAAGGGAAGAGAAUAUGGAAGAUUUUUUUAUGAGGUGUGGAUUAGUUGUUGAGGAUUUAUGUGACUGUAUAAUAUGUGGAAAAUGCAUGUGCAUUAUGGGUAAACCAAGUGUAUUGUGGGAAGAGAAAGGUAUUCAGGUCCAGAGUAAAAUAUGUGUAGUCAUCAUUUCUAACUCAAUAUUUUUUAUAUGUAAGAAAUUACCUGAAAAAAAAAUGUAUAAUAAUGGUAGCUUCCAAUUACGUCAUUUAGGGAAUUUCCCUUUUCGAUUUGAAGAAAAUGUAUAGAAACUUAAGGAGUCUGUUUAAACUUUAUUGUAGACUUCACAAUUAUUUUUUUUUUAUUAUGCGUGUGUAUGAGUGUGUGAAAAUUAGCUGGAAACAAACAAAAGAAUUGAUUUUAGAGUAAAAUAUAAUUUAUUUUUAAUAAAAAAUUAUGGUUAAUAUGUUUCACUAGUAAUAAUAGCCAUUGAUUAUGGAUAUAGUAUUCUAUGUUACAUUUAGUUUUCACAUCACUUUUCACUUUUAUGUAAAAAGGGAAUUUUUCAUUCUGUUUUUAAUUGAAUUUAAGAUUAUUAUCAUGUCUUUUGAAACUUGUUGCAUGGAAUUAUGUUUAUUUGCCAACACACAUACCACAACUAAUGAACUCACCUGUUGGGAAAUACUGGGCUAAUGAUGAUGGAGCAUUUUUUAAUAUAAAAAAAACUGAAGAAAUUAUGGUUGAUUUUAAUUUUAUAUCAUGAUUGGCUGACUGAACUCAGUCAUGUAAUUUGAUAGGCUCAUUCAAAUAUAUUCAUUGCAGUGAUGGCUCAUAACCUGUUCAAAGUUUAAUCAUGUACUUUAGUUCAUUAAAUUAUAUCAUGUUUUGAUUGGUUCAUUUAAAAAAAAUUUUAUGAUGUAUUUUGGUUGGCUCUCAAAAUGUAUAAUAUGUUUUGAUUGGCUCAUUCAAAAUUUCAUAAAUAUUGAUUUGUUUCUCCACAAUUUUAAUGACAUAUUUUGUAUGAGGCAUUCAAAUAAUUGAUUAUGGAAAACAUAUUCAAAAUGUUAUUGAUUGAAUAUUGAUUAGUUUAUUCUCAAUUUUUAAUAUAUUUUGUUUGAGGAAUUCAAAUAAUGAUACAUUUUUAUUGGCUCAUUCAAAUUGUUAUAAAUAUUGAUUUUCUCAUUCACAAAUUAUAAUAUAUUCAAAGUAUAUGCUUUUUAUGAUAGGUUCAAUCAAUUUUUUUUCCCUGAAAUAACUUAAUGAGUAGUUUAAGGAUUGUCAAAUUCGCUGACAGCCCCUUAGCAGUUUUUAAGGUUUGUUUGUGUUGCUAAAUACUCAACAAAUCGAAUGCUUUUGUAUACUGAGAACAAAAACCAUAAUGAUGUACAAGAUUUAAAAUGAUAAAAGACUAUGCUAAUAACAAAUUAUUACAUUUAGAAAGUGACAAUGAUGUUAAAGUGCAGAUAAUUUAUCAGAUUACCAACUGUUUAUUGGCAUGAUAAUUCAUCCGUGUCAAACAGGGGUUGAUAUUAGAAUGAUGAUAUCAAAUGUUUCUUUAUUCAAGCAUGUAAAACGGCAGACACAAAAGUUUUCAAAUUUAAUUUAAUCUCACACGAAGAUAUGGCAUUAAUAAGAAUUUCUUGCAUAGAGUAAAUAAGUUUAUUGUGAUUGAUGAUGUCAUCAAUCCGUGUUUCUAGGGUGAUUGUUGCCACAGAUUCCCACGAAGGAUUUAAGAUUUGUAUAAAAUGGUAAUAAUGAUAUAAUAUAUGUACGUAUGUCUAUGCAAGUGUAAUUCGUUAGCUUGAUUUAGCGAACUUUAUCCAUAAAUAUUGAUUAGAUUAAGAUUUAUUAUAAUUCUUUAUUAGCUGAGAACUUUUUAAUUGCAUGCAUCAGUGACCACGCUGAUUUAACGUGUCACUACGCGUGGAGUUAUCUUUGAUCCAAUUUGUUUACGGAGUACCACCAAUUUUAGUCUGGAGUUGGGUUUUUAUGAAUUAAAAAAAAAUGUAAAUCCACAAAAAGAGGAGAAUUGUAUUAGAGACUUCUAUUAAAUGACUGCAUUCAAUAUUAUUAUGUUAAUUCAUUUUUUCCUUUUUAUCUGGCCCAAUUUUUAUUUUCAGUCUUGCAUUCACUCAACAUGUUCAACCUAUUAAAAUGAAGCUUGCACUGUCAGUCUAAUGCUCAUUCGUAAUAUCUUAAGAGGCUGCAGUGUAAUAAAAUCAACGGAAAUCGUUGUCUGUGAUGGCGUGAUGUCUAGGCCUUUUCAUGUGUAGUGGCUAUGUAAACACCAGCUCGUAAAGUAACCAAUCAUUUCUUUUGGGAACACUCCUUUAAAAAAGCAUUUUUACAGUUUUAAAGUGCUGCCAUUUUGAAGCAUUUAGAGGUGUUUACAGCAUUUCGGAACAUUUGACCCCUGGAAAUCUCUGGCGCCAACACUGAGCAUAUUACAAAAUAUCUUCAAACUGAGCAACAGUAUUAUUAACUUGAGCUGCAAAUGUUGCUAAACCAUAUGCCAAGGCAGUGAUGGAAACUUGAGUGACAGAAUGUCACUUUUGUUUACAUAUAACAAGCAGACACAUCUGUAAAAUUUGAAUGUCACACAUCACUGCCAAGUAAUCUCCGUACAGUAUUGGUUAAUAGGUUCUUCUUACUGUUAUCAUUUGUCGACAGAUUUUGUGAUUAGUGUUGCGUUUUUGUGUGUACAGCUUUUUGGCAAUUCGUGGUACCACGACAAAAAAAGCAAUAAAUACAAUGUACGGUAACCAUUCACUUGUAUUUUAUGAAGUAAAUUCUUUCUUCUUUUAGGUAGAUUUCUUCCAGGUAUCCUAUAAGCUUACCCAUACCUCAUUGCCCUAAGUAUGCGUUCACACUGUUAAUUGUAAUAUAUUAUAAGGUCUGUUCAGACGAUGAACUUUCAUUUUUUGUGAAUGCUGUAAAGAAUGUAUGUUGACAAGAUUGUGAACAGAUUGUAUGAAAUUAAUAUAAGAAAUAAACCUUAUUAUUAAUAAAAUAAAAAUGAACUAUGAAACUGAAAAAAA
Molecule: messenger RNA, 5945 nt
Organism: Anneissia japonica
Lineage: Eukaryota; Metazoa; Echinodermata; Crinoidea; Comatulida; Comatulidae
Product: peripheral plasma membrane protein CASK-like
Exons: 12
Coding region: 662-2425 (587 amino acids)
Biological process (GO): regulation of neurotransmitter secretion
Cellular component (GO): cell-cell junction; plasma membrane
Molecular function (GO): signaling receptor binding
Source: RefSeq, a predicted model, not a curated record